ACAACACCAGUCGUGUUUAUGUGGCAAAGGUGAAAACAUGUCGGCCAAAAUCGUGGCGAUAACCCUGGCCAUUUUCUUCGUCGCCGUGUGUCGGGCAUCCUCUCAGGAGACGUUCGACGAUGCGGCGUCAAACUCUUUAAUGUGCAGCAAGAACUGCACGGACAAAUACACAACAGAAGGACUGAUCGACGAAUGUCAACGCGGAUGUCGUUUCCAUGUGAUUGAGGAAUUCUUCAUAUCGAGCGACUUGAAUGCAACUCAAAUGAAUCUUGCCUGUUAUGGCUCAUGCGUUGAGGCUUACAGUGAAAAUUCGUCACGUACUGAUGCCUGCAAGGAUGGCUGUGACAUUCAGCAGAAAAUUGUGAUGGAGAAGAAGGCUGAUGAGGAACCCUCUAUCCACCUGCUGAGUCCUCUGAUGCAAGUUCACGCCAUCUACUCUUCAGUAGUAGGAGCUGUCCACAUCAUCCGAUCCUCCUUGAUCACUUACUUCAUACGUGACGACAACAAGAUUAUUGCUGUGGAGUCAGAACCAGAAAUCGUUUUGGGGAUUGACACAGAAGCUGCGGCCGAUGGAGAGAAUCCCCUCGUUCAGGCACAGGAUUCACGACAACUUACAGUAAAUGAAGAAAAUGACGAACCUUCAGUUGUGAAGUGCGUCUCGCAGCAAAUUGGUGUUCCCCCUUACAUCUUGGUUGCGUCUGUGGUUGCUCUGGUCGUCUUCUCCCUGUAUGUCAUCAUUGCUUUGUGCAGUACCAACAACACAUCAAAGGCCAAAGCUUUUUCAAAUGGAAAGAACAUAGACAUCGAUCCAAUGCCUUUGCCCGUGAAACUUGUGCGACCUGAAGACUUGACGAGGCUAAGCCUGACAGAAGAGGAGGAUCUACAGGCUCCACCUCUACCUACUAAAGUCAAGCUUCCUGAUACAAUGAUCUAGUGUUAACUCAAAUUCCUUUCUGUUCUUCAUACUGUAUUUUUUAUAUAAACUGGUGUAUUUUUUCUUUUGUGAACUUCAGUUUUCACUGGUAUUUGGACAAUGUAUCAGUAUUUUUUAUAGGCAUAGUUCUCUUUAGCAAGCCUGCUUUUAAUCCACUUUGGCUAGUUGUGAUAUUUCUUGGGAAUUAACCAAUAGUAGUGGUGUGCUUUCGUAUUACCUUUGUCGAAGGACAUUGUACAAUAGAGAAACCCUGUAGUACGAGCCAUUUUUAGUGUUCCCUAGCCAAAUCAAAAGAUAUAUAUACAUAAAUACAUUAGUUUUGAUGAUGAGUGCCUCUGUGAAUAAUAUCCAACCUUAGAUUAGUAAAGGUGAUGGAAAUUCAUAAUAUACAAUUACUCUUAGUAUGUAAACCCCUUGGGAUUUUAUUAGGUAGCCAGAGUACAAGCUUUCUGGAAUAUAUCUUUGCUUGGUGUUGUACUGUAGAGUGAGUGGCCACUUGUGCAAUGGCGUUUCCUUGUCUUUCAUAGGCCCUUCAGUUUACAGAAUAAUAACUUGCUGAUACUGCCUUCAUUGCCAGUCUCCUGAGGAAUUUCUACGGUCUUUACCCACCUUGUCCAUCUAGCUCAAUCACCACCUUCUGGUAUUCUAAUCAGAACUUGUAAAUAAAAAGUAAUCUCAAAUCACUCCUUUUCUCUGUACCCUCCACAUCAGAUUUCCUCUGAUUAAACAACAUACUCAGCUUCAUACCCCCGACAAUUCUCUGAAAUGUUAACAGCCUCUUUCUGUAUUUUUCUUCUAUAUAUUGAAAUUAGUGCCAUGAACUGCUUCCAUAGUGCUAUUUUGUGAUUUAACAUGCCUGCAUAACUUUAAUUACACAAGUACAUUGAAAGCAUUUAUAAAUUUUUUUUUUUUACAGAAUUGGUUUUGUAAGCCUAACUGUACUUCAAUACUGUAUAGUUAAAUGUGACUGUUUAAAGUGAAAUGUGCAUUUGCCAUAAUAGCAAGUUACAGUAUUUUGAUGCGUUCCUCUUUAAUAAUCUUUUUUUAUUUUUCUAUUUCUUUUAGUAUAAUAUGAAUCAUGAUUUGAAGUGUGUGAAUAGUGGUCAUACAGAGAAAUUACCCAAUAAAUUAGGAAUCAAAGCACUGCAUGACAAUUCUGUGGUUUUAAUACUGGUAACAUACUAGUAAUUAUUAUUUUUUUUUUUUCUGAAGGAUUUAAAUAAAUGCAAGUGUUGCUAAUCUCGUCCUAUCUUCUACAGAAAAUUAUUCUGUGAUCACUUAAACUGCAUAUAUUAGUUCAAAUUGUCCUGAUUAGCACAACUUAAGUUCUUGUGGCCAAGUUUAAGGAGGGAACUCCCUCCUUGACGCUUAAUAUUUUUAUUUUUGUCAGAUAUAACAACCUGCCAAAGCCAAAUCUUAAAGGGAGGUGAUAGUGUCUCCCACUCAACGUGACCCAUUACGUUCAAUGGGUACCAAAUAUUGGAAUAUGUACUGUAUCCUCCUUCAUAUUCUGCAUACAUUCGGGUAGAAAUUUUAUUUUUGAAAUUUUGAGUGUGUCCAUGGUUUUAUUUUUUCUUUACCUGCUAUAAGUUUUUCUGAAGGUUUUCCUUUUAAUAUGAAAUGUUUGGUGUUGCCUGAAUACAAUAAACAAACAAUUUGUA
Messenger RNA from Macrobrachium nipponense, 2595 nucleotides. RefSeq names its product transmembrane protein 59-like. The record is from RefSeq and is a predicted model, not a curated record. The transcript is spliced from 6 exons. Bases 38 to 934 code for a protein of 298 amino acids. Lineage: Eukaryota; Metazoa; Arthropoda; Malacostraca; Decapoda; Palaemonidae.